Molecule: messenger RNA, 585 nt
Organism: Ordospora pajunii
Lineage: Eukaryota; Fungi; Microsporidia; Ordosporidae
Product: guanylate kinase
Exons: 1
Coding region: 1-585 (194 amino acids)
Cellular component (GO): cytosol
Molecular function (GO): GMP kinase activity
Source: RefSeq, a predicted model, not a curated record
AUGCCUGGGAUUGAUAAGCAUCUUGUGCUUACGGGCCCAAGUGGAUCUGGAAAGUCAACGAUUGUUGGAUAUGUUCUUGCGGCCUUUCCGUUUAGGUUUUGCAUAUCACACACUACAAGGAUGCCGAGGGAAGGAGAGGAGGACGGAGUAGAGUAUUUCUUCACAGCAAAGGAUGUAUUUGAGGAGAUGAUACAUGAUGGUAAGAUCAUUGAGUAUGCUGAGUACAAUGGAAACUACUACGGAACUUCAGCUUCGCAGAUAGAUACUGCUGAGGACAGGCUUCUGCUUGACCUGGAAUAUAAUGGUGUUUUGCACUGCAAGGAGAAGUAUCCUGGGUUUGUGGUGGUGUAUAUUGACUGCAGGAAGGAUGUUGCUUAUGAAAGAUUGAAUGCAAGGAUGAACGGAAAGAGGCGUGAUGAGAUUGAAGGAAGAAUGCGCCUGUAUGAUGAGUUUGGCUCAAUUAAAAGAAAGUGUGAUUAUAUAAUUGACAACAGCAACUCGUUGGAGAGCUCAAAGAGAAGAAUUGCAGAGAUAAUUGCCAUGGAGUUUGAACUGCAUCCAAGAGAUUCAGGAUUGGCACAGUAA